UAUCCAAGUGGAUAAUCCGGCCCGUUUCUGCAUCGUACCGUUGCAGGCGUGCACCACCACCUACCGGUCAGGGUCAAAUUUCAGUCAUUUAGACAUACACGGUCGUCUUCUAGUUUGUGUAUUUUCUGUCUGGUUGGUGCGGACCACUCUAUCGAUUUUCUCCUAGCUAAUUCAAACAAUGGCCUCAGAUUCAAAUUCUUCUUCCUUUGACAGCGAAGUUCACAGCCCUAAUUCGAACCAGGACCUAAAUCCGGAUUCAAUUGAUCAGUCACUCGACGCCAUAGAAAAUCGUUUGGUCUCAAUUUCAAUGUCGUCUCACCCCGAAAUGGAGCCAUUUGAUCAGGAAGAAGAGCAGCCAGAGCCCAUGGAACAGCUCACGACCACGAUUGGACUGAUGAAUGGAGAAAUUGGAGAAGAAGUGGUAGUAGAUGAGAUUAAAGAAGAGGAGCAGGCUAAGAGUAGUUUGAAGGCGGUAGCUUCAAAGGUAAUUGAAGCAAGUUCAGUGUGGAGGAAUAAUUCGGUGGAAGAAGCAACGAGUCCCAGUAGUAGUGGAUACGCGGGUGAGGGAGGGAGUAGUGGCGAUGCAGCCAGUGUGGGUGAUGAAAUUAAGGGUGAUGAAAUUAAGGAUGAUGAUGCCGAGGUCCGGAGUUAUGGAGUUUUACGGUCUCGAGGACAGUGGACUCGCGGAAAACGCAACCUAGAUGAGGAUGAUGCUUCAAUUUCAUGGAGAAAAAGGAAGAAACACUUCUUUAUAUUGAGUCACUCUGGGAAACCCAUAUAUUCUAGAUAUGGGGAUGAACACAAGCUAGCUGGGUUCUCUGCAACUUUGCAAGCCAUCAUUUCCUUUGUGGAAAAUGGGGGCGAUCGGGUUAAAUUUGUAAGAGCAGGAAAGCACCAGGUAGUGUUUCUUGUCAAGGGACCAAUUUACUUAGUUUGCAUUAGCUGCACAGAAGAGCCUUAUGAGUCACUAAGGGGACAAUUGGAGCUCCUUUAUGGUCAGAUGAUACUUAUCCUCACAAAGUCUAUAAAUAGAUAUUUUGAGAAGAGUCCCAGAUUUGAUAUGACACAUUUACUUGGAGGAACAAACGUUGUCUUCUCCUCUCUCAUCCAUUCUUUCAGUUGGAAUCCAGCCACUUUUCUCCACGCAUAUACCUGUCUUCCCCUUGCUCAUGCAACAAGGCAAGCAGCAGGUUUGAUCUUGCAAGAUAUAGCUGAUUCAGGGGUCUUAUUUGCAAUAUUAAUGUGUAGACAUAAGGUAAUCAGUCUUUUUAGUGCACAAAAGGCAUCUGUUCAUCCUGACGAUGUGCUAUUACUCUCCAAUUUUGUUAUGUCCACUGAAUCUUUUAGGACAUCUGAGUCUUUCUCACCAAUUUGCUUACCAAGAUAUAAUCCCAUGGCGUUUCUGUAUGCUUAUGUGCAUUAUUUUGAUGUUGAUACGUACCUGUUGUUGCUUACUACAAGUUCAGAUGCCUUUUUUCAUCUGAAGGACUGCAGGAUUCGUAUUGAAUCGGUACUUUUAAAGUCAAAUGUACUAAGUGAAGUUCAAAGAUCCAUGCUAGAUGGUGGCCUGCAUGUUGAGGAUUUGUCUAUGGAACCUGCUUCUAUUAUGGGAACCAUGUCUUCGCAUAUAGGUCAAUCAGGGCCCACAACUGAUUCUCUGGGAAGGAUGAGGGAAGCAUUAGUUGGGACUGGUGGUCCUGCUGGGCUUUGGCAUUUUAUAUAUCGCAGUAUUAAUCUUGACCAAUAUGUGUCAUCUGAAUUUUCAUCACCAAUCAACAGCUUGAGACAGCAAAAAAUAUUAUAUAGGGCUUACCAGAAACUUUUUUCAUCCAUGCACGAUCAAGGAAAUGGACCUCAUAAAACUCAGUUUAGAAGGGAUGAAAAUUAUGUUCUACUCUGCUGGGUCACAGAAGAAUUUGAGCUAUAUGCAGCGUUUGACCCCCUUGCAGAAAAGGGUUUGGCAAUAAAGACAUGUAAUCGAAUUUGUCGAUGGGUGAAAGCUGUGGAAAAUGACAUUUUCUUGUUUGGAGGAAGCCCCUUUUCAUGGUGAUUCUUCCAAAUACUCCCAACUCUUUUAUUUGUAUGAAUAGAUAAGAUAUACUCAUUUCCCUUUAAUAAAAACAUGGCCUAAGUUUUUGAUAGGCUCCAGUUUUUGUGUAGUCUCAUAGAUGUACACACCAAUAUUGGUAUCACCUGUUGUAACUUUAAUUUUCAGAUCAGUUUUAUGAGAGUUCUUCUAUCAGUUUAAGAC
This is a messenger RNA of Olea europaea var. sylvestris, 2251 nucleotides long. Its product is annotated as vacuolar fusion protein MON1 homolog. The record is from RefSeq and is a predicted model, not a curated record. The transcript is spliced from 14 exons. The coding region runs from base 179 to 2050 and encodes 623 amino acids. Gene Ontology annotation, biological process: protein targeting to vacuole; vesicle-mediated transport. NCBI's taxonomy places the organism in Eukaryota, Viridiplantae, Streptophyta, Magnoliopsida, Lamiales, Oleaceae.